AUGUCAGAACCGUUCGAGAUCGUUGCUGGCGCCUUGGGCGUUGCCGGCCUCUUCAAUAACUGCGUUGCCUGUUUUGAGUACGUCCAGCUGGGUCGCCAUUUUGGGCGCGACUACGAGAGAUGCCAGCUCCGACUAGACAUUGCGAAAGCCCGAUUGAGCCGAUGGGGCGAGGCGGUCAAGAUCAACGACGACCCACGUUUCCACUCCAGCGCGCCAAUCGAUAAGUCGGUGCAAUUAGCGCAAUCGAUCGUCGAGGAAAUCUUGCUUCUCUUCGAGUCCGCCCAGAAGAAGUCGAAGCGAUACGAGCUCGUUGCGGACCAGCAGGAUCGGGUGGUGUUCGAGGAUAAGGAUAUGAAGCCGAUCGGACGAGCGCUGCAUCGUCGGCUGAAAGAUCUCGUUUCUCGGAGACAGAAACAGACGAGCCUAGCGAAAAAGACGGCAUGGGCAUUGUACGACGGGAAAAGCCUCGAGAAAAUAGUCGACCAGGUCGCUGGCUUUGUCGAUGAGCUGGAGAAGGCCUUCCCUAUUGAGGCCGUAUGUCACAAGUUGGCGGAGAUCGAGAUUGAAGAGGUGGAGGACGAGGCGAGCCUAACAAUACUCAAGGAUGCGGCGGAGGGAAUCGACGCAGCUAUGUCUGAUGCGGCUGCGCAGAAGAUCGACGCGAUUGUGGGAAGGAAUUCCGCCAAGGAUAUCAUAACAGAGGAACGUGCAAGGGUCCAGCUCGGCAAUGUUGUCACUGCGGCAGCCCUACAUGGUGAGAUCCGUAUCAGCGACCUGACAACCAACUCGGUAGAGACGGUUGUGGGGAAGGGCGAGUCUAGGGUCCUUAUUGGAAAUGAGUACGGAGGUAAGGGGUUCUGGGAUAAUUAA
Podospora pseudocomata is the source of this 870-nucleotide messenger RNA. RefSeq lists its product as uncharacterized. The transcript has a single exon. The record is from RefSeq and is a predicted model, not a curated record. The coding region runs from base 1 to 870 and encodes 289 amino acids. Lineage: Eukaryota; Fungi; Ascomycota; Sordariomycetes; Sordariales; Podosporaceae.